AUGCAUCCGAUCAAUAUUCUGCUCGUGUUCUUCGUCGGUUAUUUAACUUUAUUGACAAUGACUUAUGCACUUUCGAUUAAUACUCAUCAGCAACGACCAUCGUCACUUGCUGACACGCGUGUUAAACGUUCAUUAGAACACAAACGUUUCUACGAUUUUGGCGCUCGCUCAGUUCAUAAUGAUGAAUUGGAAGAAGUCAACGAUGCGUUCAAUCGCCUUCGACGUUUCUAUGAUUUCGGCGCAAAGAAACGUUUUUAUGAUUUUGGUUCCAAAAAGAAGCGUUCAAAUGAAUAA
Molecule: messenger RNA, 294 nt
Organism: Adineta ricciae
Lineage: Eukaryota; Metazoa; Rotifera; Eurotatoria; Adinetida; Adinetidae
Source: the annotation of a GenBank genome assembly